Messenger RNA from Cynoglossus semilaevis (tongue sole), 10892 nucleotides. It is a transcript of the gene mrpl3, whose product is annotated as mitochondrial ribosomal protein L3. Gene Ontology annotation, molecular function: structural constituent of ribosome. The transcript has 10 exons. Gene Ontology annotation, cellular component: ribosome; mitochondrial large ribosomal subunit. The record is from RefSeq and is a predicted model, not a curated record. Lineage: Eukaryota; Metazoa; Chordata; Actinopteri; Pleuronectiformes; Cynoglossidae. Gene Ontology annotation, biological process: translation. Bases 145 to 1167 code for a protein of 340 amino acids.
AUCACGUACCGGAAGUAGUCAGGGUGACAUUUGGAAUAGGACGAAAGCGGAGGCAUGUUUGCACUGAACUUGUGACAUGCCUCAUCUCUUAUCUUAAUGCGUUUUAUUGUGAUUUAUGGUUAAAUUUGUCUGCUAAAGAACAAUAUGGCCUCGUGGACCUGUCGAUUUCUUCUUCGGCGAGGAACUCGUCUCCUUUCACAGCGGUCGGCAACUAAAAGUCCUCUUCAGUUAUUGGGCUGUGUAAGAACAGUGAAGAGCACGACAUGGUUCGAUGAACACCUCACAGAAGACAAUACAGAGUAUAUGAGGAAGAGCAUCAGUGAAGAAUACAGGAAGAUGACAGCUGACAAACUCAACCCACUCAAAGAUGAACCUUGGCAACGACAUGAAUGGACAGAGGGCAGUCGGAGGGUGGGUUUAGUGGCUCUGAAGUUGGGGAUGAUGCCCAUAUGGACAAAAACAGGAGAAAGACAUGCAGUCACAAUGUUGCAGGUGCAGGACUGCCAUGUAAUAAAACAUCUUUCCAAGGAAGAGUUUGAUGGACGCACAGCUGCACUUGUUGUGGGAGGAAAAAAUGUAUCACCGUUCUAUCGUUCCGAGGAGCACAUGGAAAUGUUCAUGAAUGCAGGUGUGCCGCCCAAACAGAAGGUCACCACCUUCAAAGUCUCAGACAAUGCUGUCAUCAAGCCUGGCACUCCUCUUUAUGCUGCACAUUUCCGUCCAGGCCAGUAUGUGGACGUCACUGCCAAAACGAUUGGGAAAGGAUUUCAAGGUGUGAUGAAGCGAUGGGGCUUCAAGGGUCAGCCAGCCAGCCACGGUCAGACAAAGACCCACAGAAGACCAGGAGCCUCUGGACCUGGGGGACCAUCCAGAGUUAUGAAAGGGAAGAAGAUGCCUGGCCAAAUGGGAAACCGUUAUAACACAGCACAUGGACUCAAGAUAUGGAGAGUCAAUACCAAGUAUAAUAUACUGUAUGUGCACGGCACCGUGCCUGGUCACAAAAACUGCUUACUGAAGGUGAGGGACACCGUGCUGCCAACUAGAAGCUCCACACUGCUUAAUCUUCCAUUCCCAACCUUCUUCACCGAAGAGGAAGCAGACCUGGAUGAAGACCUGUAUGCUGAAGACAUGUUUGUGCACACAGAACCAUCGUUAACACUGACAUGACCACAUAACAUUCACACCAACACACACCCGCACAAUACUCACAUCUAUGCUUGUAAAGAGUACCACAGGCCUGCAGUAAAAAUAAUAGCUUAGAGUGUCUACUGCCUCUCUUAUUUACGUGUGUGUGUGUGGGGGGGGGGAGGUGCGCGCGAUUAAAGCACGUAACCAGACGGUUUGAUCUAAACAGUUAUUGUGGCCCUUUCCCAUGAAACCAUGGUAACUGUAGAAGUGAUGAUGUCACUAGAGGGUCCCCGAGCAGAGAGAGAAAAGUAGGCAGUGAAACAAAACAAGAUGGAAAAAAAGGGCACAUAUGAGAAAAAUGUGAAAUAUUUGUGCAGGACGCAGGCUGGAAGAUAGGAAGGCGAGGGUGGAGUGAGGAGGGGGCCUGGAUACAAUGAGUUGCAGAAAGCGGAGUGAAAGACUGAGGGGAAUGUAGAAAAGAAGGCAGGGGUGGAAGGAUGAAUGGCCCGACGGCAUGGAAGGAAGUACAAAGACGUAUAAAGCGUGAGGGAGAAAGGAGGGUGAGGUGACAUGCUGAAGGUGAGGAGGCUAGCUGAAGAGGGGACGGGGGGAGGCAAGGAUGGGUGCUGACAAAGGUUGACAUUUGUGCAUAAGAGGAUAAAUGAUAUUAAUGUUGCAGCAGGAACUGCUGGGGGCUUAAGUGUGUGUUUAGCUGCUGGUAGGGUGCUGCCAGGCGCUGACGAAUCCCCAUUCAGCAUCUGACGGACCACUCCUCGCUUUUAUGGGGCAAUGAAUAAAUGAGAAGCAAGUCCAUUCUUGUUUAGAGUAAACACAUCCUGUGUGGACUUCAGUCCCAGUCUCUGCCAGAGUCUGCGCUGAAUCUGCUGUUUAAUUGACAGCAGCAGAAACCGGGCUUUUUGUCAGAGACUUUGAGGCGAGGCAGCGAUCCCUCUCAGAGAGUUCUGCAGCAACUGCAUCAACACACGAGCGUCAGUGCUUUCCCUCUAAUUGAAACAACACGAUAACUGGUUUGCUCAGAAAACCUCAGCCACCCGUAGUUGUCGCGGUGAUAAAAGAUGCAACGUGAUGAUGCACUUUGAAGCAGACUACGUCCAGCUCCGUUCAACACGCCACGACUUGUACCAUAGGUUCAUGAAGCAGCAGGAGCAGGAGCUCUUUGAAAUGGUAAUGAUAUUUUUUUCAAAGUCUUGCUCUGUAGAGCCUGCACAUCAUCAGGCACUUGUGGGGGUGGACAAGAGGAGAGCAGGCAGAGAAUGUAGGGUAAGGAGGGAGUCUUUGCCUGUUAAAGCAGUAGAGCAGAAAGACGAGACGACGAAUCCUGGCCUUGUUUCUGUAAAUGUUGUCUCCGCUGACUUUCUUAAGAUGUGUACUCCAGCUGAGUGUAAUGGACCGUUCACUUCCUCUGUGCAUAACUAGGUUGGUCAGUUUUAGCAGUUCUUCCUCAAUUUCGGGAGACAGAAAAUCAUUUGUGCAUAUAAUCUAAAGUUUAAUGUACUUUAAAUACCGUUGUCUCCAAACUACAUUCAGUGAGAAACUUGCUGUGAAUGAAGUACGUCAUAAAGAACAUCACUGCAGUUUAAUACUCUUCCUUGUGUUAACUUUCCCUCUUCCAGCAACUCUCCUCCACGUUCACCUUAGCCAUUAACCAGACAGAUGGCUUCACAUCCUAUCAGUCGGUUUCUGCCACAAAUGUUUCUUCCUUUUGUGAGAAUCGAACCACUUCUUUACACUGAUAUUCAAUACCAAUCCAAUGUCGUAUUUAGCAUUUCUUUAAUUUGCAAUCUCGACAUGAAAAUGGCUUCUCUAGCAAACUCUCUGCACAUUUACCAUUAAGAAUCCAAUUUUAAAAUAUAAGUUUUAAUUUAUAGCUAUACAAAUUAAUUAACUAGCCACAAUUUGUCCACAAUAAGCAUUAAUCUUGCAUUAGGCAAAAUUAAUCAAAAAUAGCCAAGUCAAAGGGGAAAAGCAAAAUUUAACCAAUCAUGUAUCCAGAAAAAGUUACUGCGAAUACUUUGUACAAACUACUCAGACAAAACCAGACAGAAGUUGAAUAAAGUCUGACAAAAAGUUAUACUAUAUUCUAAAAGGAAAACUGUGCAUUAAAUAAAACUAUCCCAUUUUUCCCCUAAAAAAAUUCUAAUUGUGUUUUUGUUGAUCAAAGAUCCCCUUUUCAGCUAUAAAAAGACAGUCCCUUAUACUGUAUUACACCCUUGUAUUAGUGUUUGCUAAUUCUAGUGUGCUCACUUUUUUCUUGCAAACACCAGAAAGAUAAAGGCUCCAAGGUUCCGAAAACUAAAUCAGCACUGAGUGGAAAAAAAAGCACAAGAUUGCAAGUUGUUAAAUUUAAGUUCCAGCCCUUUUAUCGACUUUCCUUAUAUCGGAUUCCCAGCUGCAUUUACAUUUGCUAAUUAGAGAGCGAGGGAAAGGUUUGGCUGAAGCUGAAUUUUGCAAGGAAAUGAUUUGGAGGGUGUGAGUGAAGGUCAGUGUGUACGACUGUGAUGGAUCUACGGCUGUACUUCUGCUGGCUCCACACAUGAGGAUAUCCAUUAGUAAAGAGGACACACACACACAUGCAUUCAUACACACAUUGAUACACACAUAUAUCCACUCAUCAAAUGCUUUGCACAUACACAUGCUAUACUUUACCGUCUCCUUAGUAGGCAACAUCCGACAUCCAAGAAUGGUCAGCACUUACGCUCCCAUUUCCUUGCACAAAAAGUGCUGGCCUGACCUGCGGAAAACACACGCACAGGAGAGCGAGAGAGAAUGUGUGUGAAGCUGUGAGCUUAGCCGUAUGAAUUAUUGAGUGUGUUAUUUGAGGGACAGCUGGCUGUUGAACACAUUAACUCUCUCAGUGAGACAGAGGGUUAGGAGUUAGCAGAGUCACUAAGCAGGAGGAAGGAGGAAAAUGAAAGAAUGUUAAUAAAACACAUUUUAUGCUAAUGUUAUUAGGACCAAAGUCAUCGCAGCCUCAAAACAGAGCGGCUUGUGUCACAUGUGAGGUUCAUUACGGAGCCUCAGUUGGAUUGUUUGCUCUGCUAUUCCCAAACCUUCAUUUUCUGUCACUUUUGGAUUUAUUUAAUUAUGUUCUGACACUUAUUGCAGCUUCCACAGCUUGAUGAAGAGGGAGUCAUUAUCAUGUGUUUGUGUUUAUUUGGAUUAUGAUAAUUUAGUUCAGUAACAGCCAUUUCAUUAGGGUAUAAAUGGUAGAGUGAGAAGCAGCCUGCUGCUUUUUUUUCUUUUUCACUAUCACCGUGCAUCCCCCUAAGCCACUCUCCUCUGCGCCCAUGGUCCUGCUGUGCCAAGCCCCACUCAAAAGUGCACACCUGCGUCGCAUGAGAGAAAGCAUGUAUGUGUGAAUGUGUGUGUGUGUUCAAAUGUCUGUUUGUUCCAUGCCCCCCACCUGUGUUGGUAAAUUUGGUUUCCUUCCUCCCAGCACCACUGGGUGAGGGCAGGGUGCAGCCCCAGGCUCUCCACCUUCUCUACAGGUGGUUAAAUGUGUUGGUGUGUGCUGGUUCUUGAUGCCUUUUCAGGACCACGUUGGUAGCAUUAGUGAUUUAUUUUUAGUUUAAAACUGUUCCUAAUCACCAUGCAGACUGCUGCUGUGGCGACCCCUAAUGAGGGGAAAACCAUAAGCAACAGAAAUCCUUCUUUAUUUUUACAUGAAGUCUCUAGGACUACAUCAGUAACUAUAUAGUAGUAUUGAAUCAUGUUGUACCAUACAGCUACAAUCAUUUAAUCCAUGUCCCUCAACACAAAAAUGUGGCCACCCCAGUCUGUUCCAGAAAAAGUAUCAGUCCAAGUACAAGUCCAAGUUAAAUAAAGAAAAUGUGAGGUGUGUCUGUGUCCCUCCCCUCCUGCCUGUGUCUGCUGUGGUAAUCAGUGUGAUCACACUCACCUGUGUCAUUAGGUCGUUAGUCUCACUCAUGUCACCUGGUGCCUUCAUGUCUUCAGGUCACGUCUAUGCUUUGUGUAUUGCUCCUCUGAGAUCCUGAUUCUUAAUGCCUGGAGCUACUAUCCCAUGAAGUGAGUGUGUUCUUUUUUUUAACUUUGUUAAUGAACUUCCUGCUCCUGAUCUUGCUCUGCUCCUGAGAGCUGCAUUUGAGUCCUGCCUGCUUCCUGCAAUCCUAGAACGUGGCAGAAAAAGUCGCAUUUAAGUCUUAAUAAUUUCAGUAAACAAAUGAUGGUUUGAGUUGAGUCCUGAGUCAAGGGCCAAUAGGUUCAAGGACAAGUCAAAGUCUGUGUUCUGGUCAUUGGUGUGUUUGAGCAGUGUAGUACUACAGCACUGAUGGGUUGGUGCUGAGAGGGUUAAAGGUAUAGGCUGUGGUUGUCUGAGGUCAAUGCAGUCUUUAUUAAACUAGCUGCUGAGGUAACAAUGAGUGUGUGUGUGUGUGUGUGUGCUGUUUCUAAUUUACACUCUCUCACAGACCUGUCACCUACUGUCUCUCACUCUUCCCCCUCAAUUAAACCCUGUACCUGAAGAUCUGAGUCAUCUCUUUUUUUCUUUUUUUUGUGCCAACUGAGAUACAAAGUUUAGUAGUUUCAUUAAAAAAAAAAAGGAAACUUUUCAAAAAAAACCUGGAAUACAAAGGUCAUCUGGGAAUGUGUACCAUGAGACCUUUUCCUAACCAAAAAGACGUGGACAGGUGGGGCAGAUAAGGUUCAUCGCCCCAUUACAGGUGCAAAUUAUCUGCAUUAACCCUUUAACUGAUUUUGCGUUGACCUGCUCUUUAAAUGUGUGCAUUAUUUUGUAGGUCUUAAAUGAACCAUGUUGUGACUGUGAGGUAAAUGUCAGAGGUUUUCAGCCGGAAACCUUCGCCACAAGAAUGUGACCACGGGACAUCGAGUAAAUCAAUAUGGAAGCCAAGGGAGAGGGCGAGGGGGGGGGCGGUAAAGAGAGGGUAACGUUGCAGAAGGGGAGAGACAAAAAGACAGCAGACAACAGGGGAAAAAGUGCGGGAGACAAUGGGAAGGCAGGGGAAGGUGAAGAAGAGUAAACCCAAUCUGGAGAGAUUGUAUAUUUUUGGCGAUGACAAAUCUACUGUUACAGGACUUUUUCUGCCCACGGCUCAAACUGUAGACCCAAUGUCAUUGUGGUGUACUGUGCUGUGUAAACCCAGUCCACCACAUUGACCCAGGACAUUGAUGUUUUUGGGCUCCAGUUUAAGACGUUUAAGACGAUAUGACAGGUUCUCAGCUGUUAGCCUUUGUGAAAAUUUGAAAGUCGCAAACUAAACAUUUGUUUACUUGAUUGGACAACUUCUUGAGUCACAAAAAUACUAUGAAUAUUUAUUGCCUUAAAGUUGUUACUCACUGGUCUGGAAACUUAAACAAGCAGCUGCUGUGUGAACAACAAGCUUAAGAUAAAAGGGAGGAGAAAGUCUCUGAAUGCAUAAACAAAAAAAUUUGAAUUAAAAAGAAAAUGAGUGAAGAUUAGUGAUGUGAGAUGAGACUGGAGAUUUUCUGAGGAGUUUUGUUGUAAUUGUAAAAAGUACACAAGGUUGCCUUAAGAAUUUUGCAAACCCCUUAAUAUGUGUAAAUGCCAGUUUAUUACAGUAAGUACUAUACUUAUAAUUCAAACCCUUAAGCCUCGUGUGACAUUUGAGAAUGUUAUUUAUUUGCACAAUUCUUUUGUGGAGCAAAGAUUCACACAGUUCCCAUCCUCUGAAAGUAGGCGUUGUCGUGGAGAGGUCAUAAAAGCACCAGCAGGAAGACAGACAGUGGGUGGGGUCUGUGACUACGACCCUCCAGAGAGAGCAAAGCGAAUUAAAACUUUUUAAAACUCGCAGCACACAGCAUCCACCAUCGCAGCUUCAUGCUGACUGUGUGUGAAACAGCAGAUAUGUUGGUCUCACUGAUCACUUCAGGUUCUACAGUCAGCAGUCUGCGCCUGUAGGUCAGAAGAUACAGUCACUUUUCACUAUGUACGUUAAAGAAGGCAGAUGACAGAUCCAAGCUUUGGCAGAAGAAUUCAAAAAAUUACACUACUAAUUAAAUUCACUUGAAUUAAAAAAACUGUGAGGGUGGGCUGCCAUCAUUCUAGAAAAAAAACAUCUGAUCUGCGUAUGUGUGUGUUUGAGCUUAAUGGUGUGUGUGUUUCACAAAGCAGACGGAAUGAGAGAUGGAACGAGUGACCUGACACGAUUGGGUUGAGGGGACAUAUUUUGAAUAUGUACAGUGUCAUAAUAAGACAGAUGACAUUGUGAGGACAUUUUUGGUUCGUCGCUACUUUAAGACGAGACAUGAUUACUUAGGACAAGGGAGAGAUUAAGAAUUUGUUUAUGAUUAAGUUUGGGGUUGUAUAUUUUUCAAAAUAAUAUCGAUGACUUCUUAAUAUCCUCAGGAGGAUUGGGAAACGUGCGUGUGUGGCAGUAGGGAUGUGUGUGUGUUAUGAAGAGAGGGAGGGACAUGGAGGGAGCAAAAGAAAAUUGCAUUUGUUUCAGGUCAGCAAAAACACUUAGCAGCCUUACUUAAAGAGACAGUAAUGAAUUUGUAGCUAAACCACAAAUACAGUACGCACACACAUACACAUUAUUAGUAAUGUUGGCAGGGGUCUAAUGGGAUGCCCCAAGCGCCUAACCACAAACCUAACAAUCACCACUAAACACUUUAACCCCAGAGGCAAGUUUUAACGCUGCAAAAGUUGCAUCCCUCAGAGAGAACCUCACUUUCUCACCUACUGAUUUAAGCUGAUGUAUCAUCAGCCCAGCAGAUUACAUGGUUACACACACACACACACACACACACACACACGGCUUUAAACCUGUGCCUUAUCUCAGCAGCACUCGUCUUUCCUGCAGAUCUUGUGUGAUAAACAUGAGACUGCUGCAGAUAACUGUGGACUAUGAUGAAAUGAUCAGUUAUCACAGCAUCAUGUUGAUUCAGCACACAGUCCCUCAGUCGGCUCAGGGAAUGCUAAUGAAGAUGCAGAUCAGUGGCCUCACUGUGCCUGCUGCUCCGAUCUGCCUUUACAGUAGCAGCGACCACUGGACGGUGGUGCAACACUGGCCUACAGUGGCAUAAGUUGGAACUGCAUUUAGGCACACGCGGUUGCGCAGUAAAGAUUGAUCAAAUGAUCCAUUAAAUGUUAAUAAUACUUUACUGUACAAAUAUUUAAUCGUUUAAAUUUCCUCUAAGGCAAAUCAGUGGAAUUACAUACAGAUUUAUUUCUUAGAAUUGCACAAAUUUUAUUACGAUGUAAUUAAAUUAAACGCACCCAAUUUCGAAAAGAUUUCUACUGCACUUCAAAUUCUGCUGUAAUUCCCCUGACUCUGACAUUAAACAUACCUUGCCGUCCUCAGGUGACGUGAUAACUGAUGACGUGUUUGAUAUCUUUGACUGUAUAUUUGAAUUAACGGCCGAUAUAUUUUCAAUAGACAAACAUAUUAAUAUUUUUUUAGUAAAUUAUUGUUGUUAAAACUCUAUCCCAAAUUUAUUUCGAAUGAAAAAAAUAUAUAUAAAAAAGAACCAAAUUUUUACCAGUUACUUUUACAGCAAGAAACGCCUCGCAAUACACACUCUGCCCACAAGGGUGUGACAGAGACUUUUGAUGUAUUUUCUGGCUCUAGGGAACAUUAAAUAUCUAAAUUAUUGUUGUAUUUCGUCUUCUUAAUAGUUUUUGCUUUAUUUCAUUCAGCUUUCCACACAAUUCUGAAUCCAUAACUGCACAUUUUUGACAUUUCACAAUUUAAUAUGGGUUAGAAACAUGUAAAAACAUAUCAAAAUAUUUUCAAUAACACUGAAAAAUGCAACACAUUUAUAUAAACGUAAUGGAAAGUGUUAGGUUAUGUUACAAACGUUCUAUAAAACCUUUAAACUUUUUUUAAACAUUUCAACUUGUUGUAUGGCACUAACGUCAUGAGAGAAAGAGAGUUGGUUUGCAUGUUGUGGUUUAAUUCUAUUUUGUGUUCAUGAGUGCAAUAACCUGAGUUUUAAGAGUUGAAUUACUCUAAGGUGUCUGUGACUGUGUGGUGACGACACAGUGGUUUUAGAAUUUAGUUUCAUAAAGGUCAGUGGUGAAUACACAGUUUCACUGGCUCUGUGGAUCAGGGGCAGGUGCUUCAUUCAUCCUCUCGGUAUAAAUCUAGCAAAGCAGGUACAAACAAGGGUGAUGGAUGAACUAUGGUUGUAUAAAUCACUAUGAACACAGUUAGAGCCACGAUGGACAUAUCAGUGCACAGAUUAGAACAUGACAAAUGUUUGUUCGCCUGAAUUUAUGGUUGCAAGGCCAAACUAAAGUAGGUGAAGGUCCGGUCAGGAGAGUGGUGGUAGGGAUCGAGUGCUGACUGGACUGUACUUCCCAGCGGCUGAUGGUGAUGGAGGAGGCUGGGUGAGAUGAGGUGAGGAGGGAGAUGGAUGAAUGUGUCUGCUGUUGUGCUCCCUGGAGUCGGAAGCUCGAGAUCGACCUCUGGGCAGGCGUAUUUGGGGUGGGGUGGAGGCAGAUUUGGGCAUGCACUUGUACUGGGACUGAGAGUGGUGAGAGGGCAGAUGGCAGGUCGAGGAUGAGAAGAACUCAGGUGCUGAAUGGCGAAUGGGUGAUGGAUGACGGGCAGCAGAGGACUGACGGUUGGGUGAGGACCGCUUUGCAGACAAGGGCUCAUGGUUAGCAAGUCGAUACUCCUUGGUGUUUUUGGGUAAUUUGGGUGACUUAGACAUCUUAGGUGACUUUGUUGGCUUGGGUGAUUUGGAAAUAUGCUGAGAGGAAGUGUAAGAGUUUACAGGGGCAAGAAUUUGGCUAGGAGAGGUAGAGUCUCCAUUGUUAGUAUAUUUGUAGAGGAAGACAUCAUAUUGAAGGGGUUGGCUGGUCUCUGGGUGGCGCUUGGCCUCUUUGGGGAGAAGCACCUCCAGCCCAAUAGUGACUCCAUCCUGAUUCAGAAAUAAGGCAUGUAAAAAUGAUGCAACAAUCAUAAAGGUAUAGUUAUAAAGCAAAUAAAAAUUGUGAUUUAACAUAAAGUUCUUGAUCAUUUCCCUGCAAAUCAACUUACCGUUAGUCUCCAUGUGUUUGUUUAUAUUUAUCGGCCUACAUAUUUUCAAAGAAAUUUUGAUUAAAUGUAUUGUAAAGUAUUUAAAUAUCUUUUUACUCUUGGGACACUGUCCAUGGUGCUGAAAAGUCACACGGUCACCACUUGUGCCUGGUAAAAAUCUCUUAGUUGCCAACUGUUGCACUGUUGAAGCAGGGUCAGCCAUGCUGGAGGUAUUAUUAGUGCAGCAGAAGUUAUUAAGUGAAGCUUUAUUGUGAGAGAGGUUUGCAGAGAAGUGACAGGAAGGAAGAAAGAAGGUCUAGAGGGGAAGUUAAGGGAAGUAGGCUCACAGGAAAACACGGGGACAAGCAGGAUAAAAUUAAAAAGAUUUAUUCCAACCACUGUCAACUAUGUAUACCCAAAAAGUACAAAAGAACCUCAAGUACAAUAAAGUAUUAGAAAUUACAUUGAAAAGCAAGACACGGCAUGUAUCAUAUAUGUACUGUAUAUAGAUUCAAAUAUCAACUCCAAGCAAAUACUUUCACCUCUUAUACUCUAGACAUAUCCACAUAUGAACAAUCUCAAACAGGAAUAUUUCUCAAAUACAUUUUCACUUGUUUUCCACUUACUUCUUUUGCAAGUAUUAUGUUUUCAGACACAUUUCGUUGCAAACACCAAUGCAUGCGAGCAGAGAGAGAGCCACAGUAAGGCAGGGGAGGCUAGGGGUGAGGGCAUAGGAAAGAGAGGGCAAGGGUUUGGGCAAACAAGAGCGCAGACAAUGAA